Molecule: messenger RNA, 2190 nt
Organism: Carya illinoinensis
Lineage: Eukaryota; Viridiplantae; Streptophyta; Magnoliopsida; Fagales; Juglandaceae
Product: receptor-like protein 2
Exons: 2
Coding region: 1-2190 (729 amino acids)
Molecular function (GO): protein binding
Source: RefSeq, a predicted model, not a curated record
AUGGCUGCUCGUGAUCUCCUCUUCAACUUGUUUCUCAUUGGCAUUUUCUGUAUUAAUCAUGCAUGCAACCAGAUAGACCGCGACUGUCUCUUGUCCUUACCCUUCGAUACAUCAUCUCCACGUUUAAAUUGGUCUAAUUCCCUUGAUUGCUGUCAUUGGGAAGGUAUUUCUUGUGAUCAUUCAGCUCGAGUCACCCAUAUUUGGUUACCUUUUAAAGGUCUCAGAGGGAGACUGUCUCCCCUUCUUGGAAACCUCACACGUCUCUCUCAUUUCAACCUCUCUCACAAUUCAUUUUCAGGUCCCCUCCCAACUGGAAUCUUUUCAUCCUUAAAUCAACUUGAGGUCCUUGAUUUGAGCUACAACCAACUAAAUGGAGAUAUAUCACUCCAGUUUGCAUCGAAUGGUUCAUCAAAUGGGUUGCCUUCCUCGAUUCAAAUAGUUGACCUUUCUAGCAAUGACUUCAAUGGGUUGAUCCAAUAUUGGCUCCUCCAACAAGCUUGGAAUUUGACCAAGCUCAAUGUCAGCCACAAUAGUUUCACAGGUCCUAUUCCUUCCUCUCUUUGCAUCAACUCCCCCUUUGUCCGACUCCUUGAUUUUUCUUCCAAUAAUCAUAAUGGAGAAAUUCCCAAGGGACUAGAGGAAUGUUCCAGACUAGAGGUUUUCAGAGCAGGUUUUAACUUUCUCUCAGGAUUUCUUCCAGAAGAUCUCUACGGUGCAUCAGAAUUAGAAGAAAUCUCCUUACCUUCUAAUAACAUUUCAGGAUCCAUCAGCAAUAGCAUUGUGAACCUUACCAAACUCAUCAACCUUGAGUUAUAUGACAAUGAAUUGAGUGGAAAGCUACCAAUGGAUAUGGGAAAGCUCUCCAAAUUGAAGCAUCUACUCCUCUAUACAAACUUCUUAACGGGUGCUCUGCCGCCAUCUCUAAUGAAUUGCACAAAUCUCGUGACCUUGAAUUUACGCCACAAUUUCUUUGGUGGAGAUAUCUCCACCCUAAACUUUUCUACUCUUCAUCAACUUACUAUACUCGACCUUUGGAAAAAUGAGUUUACUGGCACUUUGCCAGUGAGCCUUUUUUCAUGCAAGUUCCUAAGAGCAAUCCGACUUGCUAGUAACAAACUCGGAGGACAAAUUCGACCAGAGAUUGUUCAAUUGAAGUUCUUAGUUUUCCUUUCACUCAGUUACAACACAUUAACCAACAUCACAGGAGCAGUCAAGAUUCUGGCACAUUGCAAGACUCUCAACGUACUCCUCCUUACUGGAAAUUUUCUGAACGAGGCCAUUCCAACAGAUGACAGCAUAGUUGGUUUCGAUGGAUUCAAAAGUCUCGAAUAUUUGGGUCUUACUCAUUGUAAGUUGACUGGUCAAAUACCCACAUGGCUAUCUAAGCUUAAGAACUUACAAGUCUUGGGUCUAAGCUUCAAUCGUAUCACAGGCUCAAUUCCUGGUUGGUUGUCGACUCUUCCGAGGCUCUUUCGUUUAAACUUAUCUGAUAAUCUGAUUUCAGGUGAAUUCCCAAAAGAAAUUUGUGCAUUGCCAACGUUAGUAUCAGACCAGGCUCCCAUAGACGAUAGUUCUUUGAUUUUAUCCAUUUUUGCCACAGUGAAUGGUACCUUUCUUGAGUUCAGUUCCCUCUCCAACUUGGGACCAUGGAUAUCCGUUGCAAACAACAAUCUUAGUGGCAACAUUCCCAUUGAGAUCGGUCGAUUGAAGCAGCUUCAUGGAUUGAAUUUUAGCCAUAACAACUUCAUAGGCAACAUUCCAGACCAAAUAUCAGAGCUUACAAACUUAGAAAGACUUGAUCUAUCUGGAAACCAAUUGUUUGGCGAAAUACCAGCAUCGCUAUCAAGGUUGCAUUUCUUGCAUCAGUUUAGUGUUGCAAACAAUAAUCUCCAUGGAGCUAUACCUUUAGGCACUCAACUCCAGAGCUUUGACGCCUCUGCAUAUGAAGGCAAUCCUCAACUUUGUGGUGCCCCUCUUCCCCAUGAGUGUGCCUCUAUUAUUGGUAACAACAACGACAUUCAAAAGGACAAAGAUGGACUUGGAUUUCGAUGGCUUCAUAUUAGCACGGUGCUUGGCUUCAUUACAGGAUUUUUGGGAAUACUCAGAUCAGACCCAAUGGAGACAGAGGAAGCUGUUCUCCGAUUGCCUCCUUUCCCUAUUACCACCAUGCCAAAUCCCACCCCUAAAUGA